UGCUACAGUACUAGUACACUGUAACCGUGCUCUAAACUCAUGGAGGAAGGAAAAAAACCUCCAUGUCUAAACUCUACCAAUAUAUCUCCACUCUACCCAUAGUAGCAGUCACAUGGUUGCAGACUGCAGAGAGCUUUUGGUGGGCGUACGCGCAUGGUACGCAUACGCGCCGAUAUUUGGAAAUUCGUUUUCAACGCGCAACAACGUUCUUGCUAUGCGAACGUCACGUCAACGCUGGGCCUGCCGAAAAAGCGGUCGCGGCACUUUUGAAGGUGUGUCGUGUCGCGCACUGUGAACAACUUGUUCGCGAGGUGUCCCUGUCCGAUGGUUUGGUGUCGGCUCCCUCAUCGUACGACUACAGUGCACUGUAGUACGACGCCAGUCGCCGUGGCCAGCACGACCAACAUCAUGCUGCUGGCUAGCACAUUCCUGGUGACCCUGCUGGGUUUCUGCACUGCCCAAGGGAUGGUGUCGGUGACUUACCAGGGAGACAGCUUAGUGGCCGAGGUAGCCAGUGUGCCAACAGGUUCAUCACUGCAGCUGGUGCUGCUUCGUCCUGGUGCCAUUGGCUGUGCGGACAGUGAGGCAGCGACUGUCGUGGAAGUGGAGCCAAUCAUGGCUGAGAAUAUGAGGAUGUCCUUUCCAGCUGAUGGGCUACAGCCUGGCAGUUACUGUGCUCUGGUGCUGUCACCCAGUGGGAAUUUCACGUCGCAGUGGCCAGCUAAAGUCAAGAAACAACACUCUGAUGACAGAGGCAGCAGCAUUGGAGACAGCAGGCCAUCCUGCAGCAUGUGGAAUGCCACCGUGAUUGUUCAAGGCUCUUAUGCACAGAGCACCAUUCAGGCAUCCGUGAACAUGUUUGAGAACAAGACACCCCAGUGCGGGCAGCUGCGUGUCGGUCUCUGGGAAGCGUCGGGCAAUGUGCCGGACCAGUCCACUCCCUGCCUCACCGGAAUCAUAUUUGCAGGCGAAGAGACAAAGACCAUAGCCAACCUCUCUGUGGUGGUGCUGUUUGAAAACUUGACCGCCGGGAACUACUGUGUUCGGGUGACCCCCGUGUGCCAUCCGUCUGAGGACUGCCUCACUCUCACUUCCAAAGUCAUCGAGCUGCCCUCUGCUCCAGCAGUGGAGUCCAGGUCCCAGAUGGCCAAAGCAGCUGCGCAGAGUCGUCUGCUGUGGCUGCUUCUGGUCCCACUUCUGCUCGGUGCAGCUGGAGCCAUUGCACUGGCCGCCUUCUGGAUGCGGCGUCAAUCCUGGAUGGCACGCAACAAGCCUUUCAUCCUGGGCUCACCCCUGCCUGUGUUCCGGAAGCCUCAGAUGAACCCGGGACCUCCUGUGGUGAAAGUGGUGUACUCGCGUGACAGCGAGCCCCACGUGGCAGUGGUGUCCCAGCUGUGUGAACUGCUCCGGAGAGAGCUGGGCGUGAGGGUCGAGUGGGACGAGGCGGCCGUGGGUCAGGCGCACGUCACGCACGACUGGGCUAUGGCCAUGGCACAGCUGCCGUGUCCCCACUUCAACCCUGCUGCCAUGGUGACCACAACUGCCCCCGUGAAGAUGCUGGUGCUCGAAUCGGAUGGCGCACUGCUCAAGCACCAGGCCUACCGACAGCACAAGGACUUGGGCCAGGUGAGUGAGAGCAACAUUGACGAGCUGUACCACACAACGUAUGCGGCACUGCUUUCGAACCACGCGCAAGCACUCGGCGACUACUGCCACAUCGUGGUGGCUCGCCUGCCAUACACUACGCUGCCCGAUCGUCUCGACCUGGUGCCCGAGAAACGGUACCUGCUGCCACAACACCUGCAGCCGCUGCUGGAGGCCCUGCUGCACGGGACGACGCUGCCAGAGAGUCGCGCUGACGUGGCACUUCACUCGGAGGCAUGCAGCCGCUUCAGCAGUGCUCUGGCCAAUGCCGGCAACACCCACGAGGAGAAAGGGUUCGCGAAGGACAGUGUCUGUGGGAAACUGCGAGCCAUGCUUGCCCAGACGUGACUGCAUCGUUGCUCCGGUGGAACUCGGCUUGAAGCGUGUGCCAACGUGACACUUCUCUAGAAUGUGUGAAGUCAUUUGUACAGUGCCUGUGGUGGUCAGAGUAUGAAGGAAAGGCUUUGCGUUGGACAGAGUACACAGAAAACUGAAACUGUUCUUCAAAGUUCGUGAUGGGCGGAGGCCGGACGACACAGUGCUUGGGCUUGGCUCCGUUCUGGCAUGCACGGCGUGAACUGUUGAUGGGUUUCCUUCAAAAUACCGUUUUCUUUUAGUUUCCUCUAAAUGGCUCUUUUACCUAAAGGCAGAAAGGUCUGUAGAGAAACUCCUCGUGGACCAUUUUCCAGGCGCUAUCGGAAAGUGCAUACGAAAUGUGCUGCUUAAAGAGUGGCUCUUCAGGGAGCCUGGAAACACUUUUUGAACGUAGUAAGAAAACGUUGCCAAUCUGUCGUUGCCGAUCUUUCACAUGUGAGCCAAAUAUUACUGCGCUGCAUGCAACAAGGAAUUUACAGUCUCGUGUCAAGAACGGCGAAAAAUUGCUUGUUCUCGCUUCCGCAAUGCCGCCAUGCAGUGUCAUUGAAAGCACCUGGCCCACCAACACCAGUGAUGGAAGUGCUUCUCCAAUUGCUCCAAAUUUCUCCAAAAGAUAAAUGCUGCUACGUGCUGCUCCAAACUGUAAUUUUUGUUACUAACUGCUCUGAACCUGCUUUGAAACGGCGAUGCGAAAUUGAAGACGAGCAACUUUAACCGUGUGACCAACCGGUGAGCCCUAAAGAAACCAAAAACAAGCUGUAUACUAUCAUUUUCAAAAACGCAGUGAAGCCAAUCGUAGCAUCGGCUGCAGUCGGGCCCACUGAGGCAUCUUUCAUGACGCACGUGGAUGAUGGUCUCCGUGGUGCCUAUGGCACCCAUUUCUGCCACAUGUACUGGUAUUUUAACCCUUUGCAGUCCGUUGUCGGGCAGGGCUCGACAAUGCAAUACAGCCGUAGCGGUCCGCUGUCGGGCACCGACAAGGGUGUUCGGGGGUUAAAUUUCGUGGUUUUUCUCACUGUGAUUCGUGCGCAUUCUUUGUAUACAUGAUGUGCCAUCUCUUGAGGAAUAAAUAAACUUUGUUUGGUUAAGUUUACUUCUUUUUGCACUAGGGUGCAGCGCAAUGUUCAGGACGGUUUCUGGAUACCAGAGCGUUCUCACUUGCAUGCGGAACCACACGUUCGCGCGGUUCGCUGAGAAGCAUGACCACUUUUUCACCACGUGUGUUUUACGGUCGUGCAUUUAGUAAAAACUUCUAGAGGUUUCCAUUGUGAAUAGCUUUAUUUUGAGGCGCACACAGCUGCAGAAUCAUGGUGAUAAAGAACAGCGACACCUGCAGUACCACCGUAACUUCAUCCAACAGCUGGUAGGUGAGGUAAGGGCUAGAGCCGAAAAGCGGGGCCCCUUUGUGCGGAAGGAGUGCGAGGAAAGGCUAGAUGGGAGGAGCCAUUUCAUCUGCAAGCUCCCAGGUCGAAGCAGCAAGGACUGUGCUGUUUGUAGCGAUCGAAAAACAAACGGAGGCAGGAGGGAAACAGUUUUUUUCUACAAAACCUGCAGUAACAACCCUGGCCUGCACCCAGGAAAAUGUUUCGAGCGGUAUCACACGCUGCUCAAAUAUCAGUAGAGGAGAGAGGGGUUGCCUGCAGAAUGGAAAAUAAAAAAUAAAAGUCCUGUGAGUUUUUCUUCCACAUUUUGUGGUUUUCUUCGCGGUGCCACAAACUGGCAAAAUAGUUUCGGACCAUGACAGCCAGAAAGUGGGUAAAAGUUUCGAACUGCAACGGUUAAAUAUAUAGCUUAUUUUACGGCUCGUUCGAUAAACAUUUAUCUUCUUAAUUGUUUGUUUCUUGCAAUUUGUGUUGAAUAUUGUAUGUGCAAAGUGUUUCAUAAUAAAUAUUAAUAGUUAUGAG
Molecule: messenger RNA, 3923 nt
Organism: Dermacentor silvarum
Lineage: Eukaryota; Metazoa; Arthropoda; Arachnida; Ixodida; Ixodidae
Exons: 11
Coding region: 325-1992 (555 amino acids)
Source: RefSeq, a predicted model, not a curated record